UUUCAUUUUUGCUCUAUGAAAGGAAUUGAACGGAAGUAAAAAAGCACUAUUCCUACGUCGUCGUUUACGCCAACGCAUUCUAAACCUAAACCCUCUCAGUCUCCCCCACUGCACAGAAUUCCCCACCCCUUAAUCUCGCCACGGCACAGGACAGCGUCGCCUGCUCGUCAACCUCGGCACUGCACAGAGGCAAGGCGUCCCCGACUUGCCACUGCUCAUCCGCCCUGCAUCCGCCGCUGCUUCCAUGAAAUGUAACCUACUCGAAUCACUUAAAUACAAAUCACUAAAUUUGUUUGACUGUAUAAACAUUGGCAGAGCCGUAGAUCCACGCACAAGGGGUCCCAGACUCACCUGAUACAAAGUGAUGGCUCUAUGGAGAGUUCAUGCAGCUUCAUUGCCUCUUGUGAAGAGACUUGUGCAACCUGCUUCUUUCCUUUCCAUUGACAAUGCUGAUCGCAGUUUCUCCACUGCUGAUACUGAUUCAUUGCGGGACAAGAUGAUGAAACAAAUGGUUCAUCUUGAUAUCAAUGCACAAGUAGGGACUUGCAUGCCUCUGGCUUCUAUGCGUAUUGGAACAUUAAUUCACAACAUUGAGAUGAACCCAGGUCAAGGUGGAAAAUUGGUUCGAGCUGCAGGAACUUGUGCCAAGAUCUUGAAAGAGCCAACAUCAAGAUAUUGUUUGGUGAAAAUGCCUUCAGGUGCAGAAAAAUUGAUUGAUUCUCGGUGUCGGGCCACAAUUGGCAGAGUAUCAAACCCUAGCCAUAAUACUCGAACGCUUCGGAAAGCUGGGCAGAGCAGAUGGUUGGGUCGAAGACCAGUGGUUCGAGGAGUGGCAAUGAAUCCAGUUGAUCAUCCUCAUGGUGGAGGUGAGGGUCGGAGCAAAAGUAGUGGGUCCUUUGGAAGGGUGUCUCAAACGCCAUGGGGCAAGCCAACUAAAUGUGGUAGGAAUCAACAACGAAAGAGAAAUGGCAAAUUUAAAUGAUCUUUUUUUCUGUUUGGUUGCUAGAUGUUGGCUUGCAGUUUUAAUGCACUUCAACGGUUCUAGUACCUAUGGCUUCCGGUCAAGAGAACUUCUAAAGUGAAGUUUGCGUCUAGGUGGAGUUAAUUUGAAUUGUUUCAUUACUUCAAAAUUGACUAAUUUUGAUACAUUCGCCGUUAUAAAUCCAGAAUUGAUGCACUGUAUACGAUCAUAUUUGUUCCCCUUAUUUGCUAUAUUUUGAUUUUUGAACUCUA
Messenger RNA from Hevea brasiliensis (rubber tree), 1233 nucleotides. Its product is annotated as 60S ribosomal protein L2, mitochondrial-like. Bases 365 to 982 code for a protein of 205 amino acids. NCBI's taxonomy places the organism in Eukaryota, Viridiplantae, Streptophyta, Magnoliopsida, Malpighiales, Euphorbiaceae. Gene Ontology annotation, molecular function: transferase activity; structural constituent of ribosome; RNA binding. The record is from RefSeq and is a predicted model, not a curated record. Gene Ontology annotation, cellular component: large ribosomal subunit; ribosome. Gene Ontology annotation, biological process: cytoplasmic translation. The transcript has 3 exons.